GGAUCACUCACGGGCAGUUGAACCCGGUCUUGGUUCCGGCUCCACAAAACCUGAGCUUAGCUCAACCCUGGCUUCCCAGUUCCACUCCACCAUGGCAGCCGCCACCUUCGAUGCGCCCGAUGCGACCGACGUCAACAACGCGCCAUUAAAACAAAAAAGAGCCCCGACUCGACCUCGCAACGGGAAGGAAGACCACCGGCCGUGAGCCACAGCGAAGGAGCGAGAGGUCCUCGAACGCGUGCAGCAAGCAACCCCCACACCAUGGCCGGCACAAAGCGACCUCGCCCCGAGUCGGACGACCGGCGCGUCGACGACGACGACAACCACCCCCCAACAACAGAAGACCCAGAAGAAGAAGAAACCAUGCCACCACCACCACCACCCCCGCCCUCCAAACGCCGCCGACUCCUACCCCCCACCACCACCCCCUCCCGCUCUACAAACCCAACCCCCAAACCCACACCCAAACCCAACCCAGCGACGAUCCCCCCGCCCUCAGGCCGCGACCUCCUCUCGCCGCUCUCGGACGAGCUCCUCGUGCGCAUCCUCGCCUCGCUCUCCCUCCCCCACCUCCUCGCCGUCGCCCCCGUGUCGCGCCGCUUCUACCGCCUCGCUGCCGACUCCCAGCUGUGGAAGGCAUUGUACUACGCCCGCUUUGUCCUGCCGCGCGCUAUGCGCAUCCCGGGGUUUCGGGAUGGGGGUGGUGCUGCGGGUGGUGGUGCCGUGGGGGGUGGUGGUGGGGGUGGUCGGCCGGGGCAUAAGUUGCAUUAUUCGGGGAGGAGGACGCUGUGGGCGGAUGGGCGGCGGGGUGGGGUUGGGACGAGGAAGAAGGAGGGGAUGGGGGGGGAAGAGGUCGUGCCGCGGCCGGUGGACUGGAAACGGCAGUAUAAGAUUCGGUACAAUUGGGCGAGGGGGAAGUGUGCGGUGGAAGAAUUGAAGCUUGGUCCAGAGGUGGGGGUUGAGGAUGGAGGGAGGAGAAAAAUGCUCGUGAAGGUGGUGGAAGGGAUUGCGGUCACGGUUGAUAGUGAUGAGGGGCUUCGCGCCUGGGAUCUUAAGAGCCGGAGCAUGAUUGCGUCGAUCGAGAUCAGGGAUAACGGCUCUGAUACCGCGCCGAGUUGUAUAGCCGUUGACGAGAGCGAGUUUGAACGCGGGCUGCUCGAUGUCGCAGUGGGUUUCGACGACGGAAGUUUUGGGGUAUGGCGGUUGUCUAUCGACAAGAGGCGGUUGGAACGGCGGUACCGGCAUGAGAAGUCGAGCAACGGCGGGCUAAUGGCAAUGGCCUUCUCAUACCCAUACUUACUCACCGCCACAGAUGCAGUCUUAAUCUCUUUGUACACCUUUGAGGGUCCCAACCCAAGCGAGGUCAAGCAGGGGAGCCGGCGGGCGGAUGCUCCAAGCGAGGGCGCCGCCAAACUAUCUUCGCCAUAUCUCCUGACAUCUCUCGAUUCACACACUUCGCGGCCGCCUCUGGCGUUGUCUAUCCGCAGAGCUGGAAAGGCAACAGUUGCCUCUGUGGCCUACACAUUCUCCACCCGGCGAGGUUGGUCCAUCGGCCUCCAAGAUUUGCACAUUCGCCAGCCGGUGUCGGACACCAACACCGUUCCCGAAAUCGCAACUACCAGGAUCGCAUACACGACACCGGUGGAGGCGGGCGGCAUCUCUGGCUCCCCGCUCAGUCCGCCGGCGACGCCUAGUCGUGGGCCUAACCGCGGCCUCAGGGAGCCUAGUUCUUCAGUGGUGUUAAAUUCCGCUGAACCGGAGCCUGGAGAGGUCGGCCCUACUACUCUCUGUUAUACCCACCCAUACCUAUUGGCAACUCUACCAGACAACACCCUCGUCUUACACAUGUGCACGUCCAACGCUUCGUCUCUUUCAAUCUCAGACGGCAUCCGGCUCUGGGGCCAUACCUCUGGGAUUAGCGAUGCUGAGAUCACCGCCCGUGGCAAGGCUGUCAGUGUUAGCACCCGGGGCGAGGAGAUGCGCGUGUGGGAGCUCGAAGGACGAUCGGCUGGCAUUGGUAGCCGCAGCGUGGAGAUUCGACCUUGGCAGUCACUGGGCGGCGGCGGAGCACCGAAUGCCCUCGCGGCCGACGACAACCUCCAUCUCGGCGACCCGGCUCGUGAUUGGGACGAGAGGAGAAACUGGGUGGGUUUCGACGACGAGAUGGUUAUUGUGCUGAAGGAGGGGAAGGGAACACGAGAGAGCCUGCUGGUUUACGACUUCACGUGA
Chaetomium fimeti is the source of this 2229-nucleotide messenger RNA. RefSeq lists its product as uncharacterized. The transcript is spliced from 2 exons. The record is from RefSeq and is a predicted model, not a curated record. Bases 262 to 2229 code for a protein of 655 amino acids. Gene Ontology annotation, molecular function: protein binding. NCBI's taxonomy places the organism in Eukaryota, Fungi, Ascomycota, Sordariomycetes, Sordariales, Chaetomiaceae.